AACAAGGCAAAUUACAGACAGAGGCAGAAGGACAAGUGUACACGCGCGGACGUAACUGAUUAUUAAGAAAACUUGGUCGCAUCCUUAUUUUCCUUCUCUUAACUUAAAGAUAAUGGAAGCUGUCCAAACUUUCGGUCGCAAGAAAACCGCUACUGCUGUUGCCCACUGUAAGCGUGGUCGUGGUCUUAUCCGUAUCAACGGUUCCCCCAUUGACCUCCUCGAACCCGAGAUCUUGAAGUUCAAGGUUUACGAAGUCAUCCUUCUUUUGGGUGAAGAACGUUUCGCUAACGUUGACAUCAGAAUCAGAGUCAAUGGUGGUGGUCACACUUCUCAAGUUUACGCUAUCCGUCAAGCUCUUGCCAAGGCCAUUGUUGCUUUCUACCAAAAGUUUGUUGACGAAGCUGCCAAGAAGGAAAUCAAGGAAAUCCUUGUCCAAUACGACCGUACUCUCCUCGUUGCUGAUCCUCGUCGUUGUGAACCCAAGAAGUUCGCUGGUCCCGGUGCCCGUGCUCGUUACCAAAAGUCUUACCGUUAA
Messenger RNA from Gilbertella persicaria, 535 nucleotides. Its product is annotated as 40S ribosomal protein S16. Gene Ontology annotation, biological process: translation; maturation of SSU-rRNA from tricistronic rRNA transcript (SSU-rRNA, 5.8S rRNA, LSU-rRNA). Gene Ontology annotation, cellular component: cytosolic small ribosomal subunit; ribosome. Lineage: Eukaryota; Fungi; Mucoromycota; Mucoromycetes; Mucorales; Choanephoraceae. The coding region runs from base 113 to 535 and encodes 140 amino acids. The record is from RefSeq and is a predicted model, not a curated record. The transcript is spliced from 3 exons. Gene Ontology annotation, molecular function: RNA binding; structural constituent of ribosome.